ACGCGUCCGUCCAAACAAGUUCCUCUCCAUCCCAUCUGCUAGUACGCCCGCCUUGCUUCCCCAAUCCGGCAAUCCCCACCCUACAAGGGAGACGGCGCUGGUCGGGCCGGGGUCCGUGGCCGGCAGCGCCGGCACCCUCUACGCCAGCGUCGAGAGACUCGACGACUCCUACAUCCUGCCCGGCGCCGACAAGAGCUACCUCCUCCGCCCCACGAUCGUGGCCUCGCCCGCCAUGACCGUCACCAGCUCCCUCCUCUUGCCGCCGCCGCUGCCAUCGUCGUACGGUGGGUGGGUGAAGUCCUUCAAGUGCGAGAACAGCGGCAGGUACGGAUACGGAUACAGCGGCGACUGCUGCUCCAGGUACGUGACCGACGCUGGCGGCGCCGACUGCCCCAAUUGGCAAUUGCCACCGCCAGAUGACGGCGCCGCUCGAGUACGUCUCGCCGUCGGCAGCCGGAUCGGGCGGCUUCGGCCAGUGGGUGCCGCCGAACACCUCCGCCGGUGGAGCGGUGAGAGGGUUCGUGCAGGGGGUGGUGACGUACACGGUGCUGGACGACCUCACCAUCACGCCCAUGUCCGCCAUCUCCAGCAUCACGCUGCUCAACGCCUUCGCGGUCACCGACCUCGCCGCGCUCCAGGAGAAGACCGUGCGGCUCGGCUACCGCGAGGGCCUGGCGAUCCUCAAGGCGUCGCUGCAGUCCAAUACCGUCCUCACCGAUGUUUUCCUCGCCUCCGGCCGUGCAUGAAGCUCCGUGGUCUGUACCUGGACGUGCGUGGUCACAAAGUUGCUGAGCAGCACUCGGCAAAAAAAAAAGUGACGGCGAAUCCAUCUUUGCCGAGUGCCUUUUCUCGUGCACUCGGCAAAAAAUGUUUGCCGUGUGUUAUUUAGCAUUUGGCAAACAAAAUCGGAAAAAAUAAAAAAAACAAAAGCACUCAUCGCCGCCGCCACUGUUCCUCGCGCCGCCGGCCGCCGGCGCCGCUCCUCGCGUUGGAUGCGGCUGCCACCACCGCCGCCGCUGCUCCUCGCGCCGAACACCACCGCCGCUGCUGCUCCUCGUGCCGAACGCCACCGCCGCUGCUCGUGCUGGACGCCGUCC
Panicum virgatum (switchgrass) is the source of this 1097-nucleotide messenger RNA. RefSeq lists its product as uncharacterized. The record is from RefSeq and is a predicted model, not a curated record. Lineage: Eukaryota; Viridiplantae; Streptophyta; Magnoliopsida; Poales; Poaceae. The coding region runs from base 417 to 746 and encodes 109 amino acids. The transcript is spliced from 2 exons.